AUGUCUGCAGAAGGACACAAGCUCCGUGGCAGCUGUCAUGCCUGCGCCGCGUCCAAAGUGCGAUGCUCCAAGGAAAAGCCGACCUGUUCACGAUGCUCCAAACGAGGCACGACCUGCGAGUAUCUCAUCACCAAACGGCCCGGACGGAAACAGCUCAACAAUCGAUCGACCGCCAAAGAGUCCAGCAACACCACCAGAACCAGCCUCGCUACAGUACCGCAGGGGUUGCUAGAACCAGAUCCGAUGUCGACUGCCAUCCCUCUGGCCGACCAACCGCCAUGGUCGCCUCCGGGCACGACACCCUCGUCCUUAGACGUGUUCUCGAGUCUGUUUGACUCGGCCGAGGGCUCGUGGUCGUUGCCGCUCGCCGACUGGGACAACGAGGUGGAUGAGUACCUCACCCACCUGGCCAUGCCCCGAACGGCAAACUCAGAGCCUCUGGACGCCGAGGGUGGCAUCACCAGUUCUCACAACACAAGCAGCAACAGCCCCGCCAGACCACCGACUCUUCAGCCGGUCUGCCCCCAGCUCACGUGCGUCGCCCAGUCCACGUUCCCGGCGCCCGGACAAUGCCGGGGAACAUCGCCGACCCUCGUCCUGUACCUGUCUCAACAGUGCGCUGGAUCUGUUGAAGCGGCUGACCACCAGCGAUCCGCGGGACGACUGCACAUCCGGCGCCCCGCAAGAUGA
Aspergillus terreus NIH2624 is the source of this 690-nucleotide messenger RNA. It is a transcript of the gene tpcE, whose product is annotated as Zn(II)2Cys6 domain-containing transcription factor tpcE. Gene Ontology annotation, molecular function: zinc ion binding; DNA-binding transcription factor activity, RNA polymerase II-specific. Bases 1 to 690 code for a protein of 229 amino acids. Gene Ontology annotation, biological process: regulation of DNA-templated transcription. Lineage: Eukaryota; Fungi; Ascomycota; Eurotiomycetes; Eurotiales; Aspergillaceae. The record is from RefSeq and is a predicted model, not a curated record. The transcript has a single exon.